AUGUUGUGGAGGGUCCUCAAUCGUCAGGAUGUGCCAAAAGCCCUCAAAAUGGUCCUCGUUGUUCGGGGGGAUUUGCGAUUGUCCAAAGGAAAAACAUCCAGUCAGUGUGCUCAUGCAGCAGUCAUGUGCUUCGAGGAGAGUCUCUCCACACGGCGCCCCUUUGUGGAUGCUUGGAAAUUGCAGGGACAACCAAAAGUUGUUCUCAAAGUUGAAAAUGAUGAGGAAAUGAAGAAACUCUAUCAAAUGGCAAAAAAGCAGAAAAUUGUUGCUUGUCUCGUGCACGAUGCCGGCCGCACUGAAAUCCCAUCGGGUACGAUGACUGUGCUGGGACUUGGACCAGAUUGUAGUGAAAAAUUGAGGGAAAUUGUAGGAAAAUUAAAAAUUCUAUAGAUUUUUUUUGGAGGAUUUGCAAUUAAUGUAAAUAAAUUAAAAUUAUGUAGUUUUCAAAAUGAAAUAUUAAAAACAUUUUACGCAAUUU
Lutzomyia longipalpis is the source of this 478-nucleotide messenger RNA. RefSeq lists its product as uncharacterized. NCBI's taxonomy places the organism in Eukaryota, Metazoa, Arthropoda, Insecta, Diptera, Psychodidae. Gene Ontology annotation, molecular function: peptidyl-tRNA hydrolase activity. Gene Ontology annotation, cellular component: mitochondrion; cytosol. The transcript has a single exon. The record is from RefSeq and is a predicted model, not a curated record. Bases 1 to 390 code for a protein of 129 amino acids.